GAAAAGUGAUUCGACAUUCACACCGGGUAGUCCGUGAAAGCGUCGUUUUUGAGAAAAAUUUGCUUUUUGUAGCUAAAAUGAGUGAAGUGGGUAUCAAGGAUACCAAUUCCAUGGAGCUAACUGUCCAGGAAGCUGAGCUCUACGACCGGCAGAUUCGUCUGUGGGGACUGGAAUCGCAGAAAAGAAUCCGGGCAGCUAGAAUCCUCAUCUGUGGUAUCAAUGGCUUGGGAGCUGAAAUUUCGAAGAACAUCAUACUUGCCGGUGUGAAAUCUGUGACAUUUUUGGAUCACAAUGUUGUCUCUGAGGCAGAUAGGUGCUCUCAGUUCCUGGUACCUGUCUCCACUCUGGGACAGAAUCGUGCUGAGGCUUCUCUGACUCGUGCUCAAGCUCUGAAUCCUAUGGUGGAGUUGAAAGCCGAUAAGGAUGUUGUGAGUGAGAAGCCUGAUGAAUUCUUUACGUCCUUCGACGUGGUGAUUGUGAUUGGGGCACCUCGCCGGGAAAUGAUUCGCAUAAAUAACGCAUGUCGCAUGAAGGGGGUGAAAUUCUUCGGGACGGAUGUCUGGGGUAUGUUCGGCUACUGUUUUGCUGAUCUACAGGAGCACCAGUUUAUCGAAGAUGUCUUUAAGCACAAGAUCAUCUCCAAGGAGCAAGACAAAGUAAAAACGGAACUUGUAGCUGUACCAACGAAGAAGACUCUGCUGUUUCCCCCUCUGCAGGAUGUCUUUGAAUUUGACUGUCGCAAGCGUGAAUACCUAAAAACAGUCAAACGCAAGGGAUUCGCUUUGAUGAUGUUUAUGAUCCUGCAUCGAUUCCGCGAAGAGCAAAAGAGAGAUCCAUGCUUCAAAAAAGCCCCCGAAGAUCAAGCAAUUCUUCUGCAGUAUCGAGAUGAAUUAGCUUCCGGAAUCAUUCCCGAUUCCGCCUUUACCCAUCUCUAUUCCCAAAUUUCUCCUGCAGCAGCAAUUGUGGGUGGCGUAGUUGGUCAGGAGGUCAUCAAGAGUGUCUCACAGAAGGAGGCUCCUCACCACAAUCUCUUCUUCUUUGAUCCCGAGAGGGGAGACGGAUACAUCGAAACAAUAGGCAUUUAAGCUUUUCUUUUAAUUCUACCACAAUUUCUAAGGUAAUUUUCCUUUUUUUUGUCUUAUUAUUCAUUACACUUUGUGAAUUAUUUUCUUUUACACUAUAAAUUAAUUUUUUUUUGUGUCAUGAGGUUUAAUAUGAAUUAAAACACUCUUGAUAAAAGAAAUUA
Molecule: messenger RNA, 1246 nt
Organism: Phlebotomus papatasi
Lineage: Eukaryota; Metazoa; Arthropoda; Insecta; Diptera; Psychodidae
Gene: Aos1
Product: SUMO-activating enzyme subunit 1
Exons: 2
Coding region: 78-1085 (335 amino acids)
Biological process (GO): protein sumoylation
Cellular component (GO): SUMO activating enzyme complex; cytoplasm
Molecular function (GO): SUMO activating enzyme activity
Source: RefSeq, a predicted model, not a curated record